UUAAUCGGAGGUUCAUCAGAGAAAAAACCCAGACGUUGUUUUUCGCUUCGUCGCUGGCGUUUUUCCUCGCCGCCGUCGAGCACCCACCCACUACCACCGUCUGCUCCGCCGGUAACAACACCUCUGUCAACGUUGUUGUUCACUCAGUAAGAUUCGCGCUUCCCUGUGUAGCAACCAAAAAAUCGCAGUCUCCUCUUCCUCCAGAGCCAAAUGUUUGCAUGAUCUGUCUGAGACUCCUUCACACCUGUUUCCCAUGUCAUCAUCUGUGAUUUCCAGAACUCAUGGCUUUCCACGCACUGUGUUCUUGCUUAGCAGAAACUCACCACGCCAUUGCUCUUCUUCAACACAACCCACCUCGUUAUCACCGUCAUCAUCUUCUUCUUCUUCUCCUCUGCCUCCUCCUCAGUCCACGGUAGAUAGGGUAUGCGCAUUGGUAUGUGAUUCGUUUCAUCAGCAUACCCACAUGAGAGUGUCACCUCCAAGGCUCCACCUUAGCAUUGACCCCGAUUCCUUGACCCACGAGCAGGCCGUUACCACUGUGGCUUCACUUGCUGGCAAUGCUGGUUCAAUGGUGGCUCUGAGUUUCUUCCAUUGGGCAAUUGGGUACUCCAGGUUUCGGCAUUUUAUGCGUCUGUAUAUAGUGUGUGCAACGUCCCUUAUUGGGAAUGGAAAUUUACAGGAAGCGCAUGAAGUGAUGCAGUGUAUGGUGAGGAGUUUUGCUGAGAUUGGGAGGUUGAAAGAGGCAGUGGAAAUGGUUUUUGAAAUGCACAACCAGGGUAUGGUUCCGAAUACUCAGACAUUGAAUCUGGUCAUGAAGAUUGCAUGUGAAAUGGGGUUGGUUGAUUAUGCACAGUACCUGUUCGAGGAAAUGUCUGCGAGGGGGGUUCACCCGGAUUCUGCUAGCUACAGGGUGAUGGUUGUUGCGUAUUGUAAAAUGGGCAAUGUUUUGGAGGCAGAUAAAUGGUUGAGUGUUAUGCUUGACAGGGGGUUUUUGGUUGACAAUGCAUCAUUUACAUUGAUAAUCAGUGAAUUCUGCGAAAAGGGUUUCGCAACCAGAGCAUUGCGGUAUUUCCAUAAGUUUAGUGAUAUGGGUUUGAAACCGAAUUUGAUUAAUUUUACCUCUAUGAUUGAAGGUUUGUGCAAAAGGGGCAGCAUCAAGCAAGCGUUUGAAAUGUUGGAGGAGAUGGUUUGUCAAGGUUGGAAACCUAAUGUUUAUACACACACGGCAUUAAUUGAUGGUCUUUGCAAGAAAGGAUGGACUGAGAAAGCAUUCAGACUGUUUCUUAAGCUUGUUCGAAGUGAAAAUAACAAGCCAAAUGUCCUUACGUAUACUGCCAUGAUAAAUGGAUAUUGCAGAAAUGACAAACUGAACCGUGCAGAAAUGCUUCUGGGUAGAAUGAAAGAGCAGGGAUUAAUCCCAAACACCAACACUUACACAACUCUCAUUGAUGGGCACUGUAAAGCAGGGAAUUUUGAAAGAGCAUUUGAUUUGAUGAAUCUAAUGAGUAGAGAAGGUUUCAGUCCAAAUAUCUGUACAUAUAAUGCCAUUGUUGAUGGCCUUUGUAAAAAGGGAAGGGUACAAGAGGCUUAUAAAAUGCUUAAGGAUGGUUUUCAUAAUGGGUUAGAAGCUGAUAAAGUCACCUAUAAUAUUCUCAUAUCUGAACAUUGCAAACAGGCAGAUAUUAAGCAAGCAUUGGCGUUAUUCAGUAAGAUGGCCAAGAGUGGUAUUCAACCUGACAUUCAUUCAUACACCACACUGAUUGCAGUCUUCUGUAGGGAAAAAAGAAUGUCAGAAAGUGAGAUGUUUUUUGAGGAAGCUGUAAGAUUCGGAUUUAUCCCUACAAAAAGAACAUAUACGUCUAUGAUAUGUGGUUAUUGCCGAGAAGGAAAUCUAACCAUGGCUAUUAAGUUUUUCCAUAGGAUGAGUGACCAUGGUUGUGUUCCCGAUUCAAUUGCAUAUGGUACUCUUAUAAGUGGGCUUUGCAAACAGUCAAAGUUGGAUGAGGCCCGUGGGUUGUAUGAUUCCAUGAUAGAAAAGGGACUUAUCCCGUGUGAAGUUACUCGGAUAACUUUGGCUUAUGAAUAUUGUAAGAUAGAUGAUUGUUGCUCUGCUAUGGUUAUUCUUGAUAGGCUGGAAAAGAAACUCUGGAUCCGUACAGCUACUACCCUCGUCAGGAAGCUUUGUAGUGAAAGGAAAGUAGGCAUGGCAGCACUGUUCUUUCACAAGUUGCUGGACAUGGACUUCCACGUCAAUCGUGUAACAUUAGCAGCAUUCAUGACCGCAUGCUAUGAAAGCAAUAAGUAUGCUCUUGUUUCUGAUUUAUCUGCAAGGAUAUACAAGGAUAACCGUUUAGCAAUAAAUGUCACAAAUAACAGUGAAUAGAAAGAUGAAAAAAGUUACACACAGAGAGAGCUUUGCUUCUCUUGUGGUUCCUACCUUGCUCAACUCUAGAUUAAUCCAGCUCCAAGAUGGCUUUUGGACAUCAAGGGGUUAAGACCAAAAAGAAGUAGCUGCAAAUGAUGUGAGAUUUGCGGCAUCUUAAUCUUAAAUUCUGCAUUGGAGUACUAUGUUAAUGUGAACAACAUCUGGGGUCAUGAAGGAACCAAAUUUUGUUACUCCUCAGUUUUGCUUUUUGUCAGGUUUCAUUUGAUGUGCUUUUUUGAAAGUCCGGUAAAUAUCAUUAAUCAAUGAAAGGUUCAGAAUCAUUAUAUUGCCUAGCAUCAUUCAAAAUUAAAGAAGAAACACCAGGGGGGGGGGUCACACUCAACCCACACUUGGUCAUGAAAUUCGAAGGCAAGGUGAGCAAUAGAAUCAACCACAUGAUUUGCUGUUCUUUUGCAGUGCAAUAAGUAGCGAGGAUUGAAGAGGUUCUAAGCAUCUUGCAGUCUCCAACCACUGUAUCUAGAAUCUAGAUAGGUGUUAUGCAUAUUUGGUCUCUGCCAUGCUUGAACUAAUAAAAGGCAGUCUGUUUUAAUCCCCAAGCAUCGAAAGCCAAGGUCCUGAGCUAGACGAAGGCACUAACGCAGUCCAAUGGCUUCUGCGACAGAAAUUUCAUAUUCAUUAGGAAGAAAACUGGUUGCAGCUGCCAAAGAAUUACCAUUACCAAAUUCAUCUCUGAAAAUUACUCCCAGACCUGUUCCAACAUGUCUUCUAACUGAGGCAUCUAUGUUUGCUUUAAUGCACCAUUUUUUGGUGCUGCCAAUGGGAAUCUUUUGGUGCAUCUAUUUGAUGUGCUCAUAGCAAGCAGUCUAGGAGAAGAAAAACAACGAAAAUGAAGAGGCCUGUCAUUGCUAUCAUUGUGGUAUCCCAUCAGAACUUAGUAGCUGUAACUGGAAUACAUGUGGUAUCCCAUCAGAACUUAGUAGCAUGUGUUGCUGUACCUGUGCUAAGAGUCUCAAAGACAACAUUCCAAUAUUCCAUCGACUGCUGACAGUUAUACAGCAUGCCAAUGUUUUGAGGAAGAUGCUAGCUAUUAUGCCAGGCCAGGGUAAAUGAUGAUGUUUCUGAAGCUUCCAAACAGCAUCCCGAUCCCCUGUAAUGUCAAAUGUGCAGAGUAAAUAUAUUCUUUUUUCACGGCAUAUCUUACCAUUUUUUUUUCAAAUAUCAUAUCUAUUUUACUUGAACUCUUUUUUCCCUGUAUCUUCUCCCAAUUGUUUGUAGCAAUACUUGGUAAAAGAUAUCAAAGUGGGUUGCUA
Molecule: messenger RNA, 3696 nt
Organism: Lotus japonicus
Lineage: Eukaryota; Viridiplantae; Streptophyta; Magnoliopsida; Fabales; Fabaceae
Product: pentatricopeptide repeat-containing protein At4g19890
Exons: 2
Coding region: 254-2383 (709 amino acids)
Molecular function (GO): protein binding
Source: RefSeq, a predicted model, not a curated record